AUGGAUACGAGACGGUGCCUCGAAUCGACGUACGCAGGAAGAAGGUGCGGCAUGGUGCCCCUGAUGCACCAGGUGGUGACCCUGGGUACCGUCAUCAUGCUGGUCUCCCUCGUCUACGACACCUACCGGCAACCCAGCGCCUCGCCCGAGCCGGACGCGGAAGACUCCGACGUCAGGAAACGAUCCGAUGCCCGUAAACACAAUCAUCAUCCCUCCACGACCAUAAUCACCGAGAAAUUGCGCCAGGUCGAACAACCCUGCAUGCAAAUCGAAUGGCGGAACCCAGUCGCGCUCAGUCGACAGGACUGGAAGCGCGUCGUCCCCGAUAUGACAUCCGAUCGUUUUUCCCUCCGCUCGCCUCCGUGGGAGGUCGAACGAAUGAACGAACGAACGAGUACUUGCAUCUAUCGCUUCAUCUGCGAACUCCACUCGACAGACGACAUUCUCAAGUACGGGGGGACAGGUCUAACCUUCCUCAAGUUUUUCAAGUCGAACCCGGUGCUGGAGCGCCCCUUCAGCGGAUCCUACAACUAUUACUUUGCGGCUCACAUGGGGCAUUUGAUGAGAGGGGGGUCGGGCGGAGGCUGUCCUUUCCUUUUUCCUUCGUGCCCUUUACGGGGAGAGCAGGUUGCCAAGGUCCUUUCCUCCGUCGAGUCCCUCAGGACGUUCUGAGCCGUUUAAUCUCUCGGAUUUCCUUCCACUUUUCGCGAUGAUGCCGACGAUCCCGGUGAUGCGCGAUGACGGUGUCUUUGGCUUCGUAAUAUUUAAUUAUUCAGAUUUGUGCUAGUCAAAAUAAAUUUAAAAUGGAGACGAA
Darwinula stevensoni is the source of this 814-nucleotide messenger RNA. The record is from the annotation of a GenBank genome assembly. NCBI's taxonomy places the organism in Eukaryota, Metazoa, Arthropoda, Ostracoda, Podocopida, Darwinulidae.